This is a messenger RNA of Apodemus sylvaticus (European woodmouse), 4805 nucleotides long. It is a transcript of the gene Tmem67, whose product is annotated as transmembrane protein 67. The coding region runs from base 657 to 3734 and encodes 1025 amino acids. Lineage: Eukaryota; Metazoa; Chordata; Mammalia; Rodentia; Muridae. The record is from RefSeq and is a predicted model, not a curated record. Gene Ontology annotation, biological process: cilium assembly. Gene Ontology annotation, cellular component: MKS complex; ciliary transition zone. The transcript is spliced from 29 exons.
CGACGCACCAUUCGUCUGUUCAUGCGCAGUCCAGGCCUAACCUGCAACCUGGCCGCUCGGAACGCGCAUGCGCAGAUGCAUUGCAUCGCUUUCAGUGAUUGGCGGAUGUGAGUGAAGAAGGCUGUUCCCUGGGAAGCUUCUGCGCAUGCUCUAUUCCUAGCCUGCCUUUGAGUCCGGACCCACCCCUGAAAAUUUCCAGUCCGCGGGAGGCAGUAGCAAAGUUGUACAAACCAAACAGGCUUCUUCUUUUCUUUUCAUGAUACGAAAAAGCCGUUAUAUUGGAAAGCUGGAGAUCUCUUUAUCCUCUACUGCUGCAGUUUCUCUCAGACCUGAGAAAAACAAGGCAUUUGCACAGACUGAUAAAAGCCAGGGGUAUUUAGAAUAGGCCCGCAGGCUACCUUGCCAGACGUCGGCCUUACAGAAAGCAACCCCUCAGAGGGUUUUUACUGAGCUCUUGGAUGUUUGUGACAACUUCCCACCAAUCACACUCUGUGGCAGUUCUCAAGUCGGAGGUGUACUGGGAAGCGAAAUAGAGUUAUCCUCUGGGAGAGAAAAGAGAGAAGGGACCGGAAGGGAGAAUAAGGCUUGUAUUAGGCCAAUACAACGUGGAGCUAACAGUCCGCAAGGCUGUGUACUUCAAUAAACAACAUCCACCUAUGUCCAAAUUUGGUUUGCAAACCAAGAGAGCGCAGCGGACUCGCCGUGGAGGCUGCUGGGGAGCGGAGCGGGAGACUGCGCAGCUUUUCCUGGGUACCAUGGUGACGCGUACGGGGCCUGUGGUGGCAAUGGCGGGCAGAUCUAGUUCUUCAUCCCGGACUGGCACCGCGUACCUUCUCUUAGUUCUCUGCGAAGUCUCCUGGGCCCAGAUCUUCUCCUUCCCUUUCCGGCGGCCGGAGACCUGCGAUCUCAGCCAGUACUUUGACAUCUCGUCGCUUUCCUGUGUCCCCUGUGGCGCCAACCAGCGGCGGGAUGCACUAGGAACUUCCUGUGUAUGUCUACCAGGAUAUCAUAUGAUCUCUAAUAAUGGAGGACCUUCCAUUAUUUGUAAAAAGUGUCCCGAAAACAGGAAAGGCGUUACCAAAGAUGGCUGGGACUGCAUUUCUUGCCCUAGUGGUUUAACUGCUGAGGGGAAGUGCCACUGUCCCACUGGCCAUAUAUUAGUGGAAAGAAAUGUUAGUGGGUCUUUGUUAUCCCAAGCAACUUGCGAGCUUUGUGAUGAACAUGAAAACUCGUUUACAAAAGCCAAUGCUUUAGGAACCAGGUGUGUCCGCUGUGAACCAACAUUUGUGAAUACAAGCAGGUCCUGUUCAUGUCCAGAGCCGCACAUUUUAACAGGUGGAUUAUGUUUCAGCAACACCGGGAAUUUUCAUCAACGUGUAAUUUCCACUGCACGCUAUGGAGAGCUUGGCAUGCCAUUAAACUCAGAAUGGUUUGCCAAGUAUUUGCAGGCAACAGCAGCUGCAUGCUGGACUCACGCCAACCUGACAUCUUGCCAGGCUCUCGGAAACAUGUGUGUGAUGAACAUGAACUCCUACGACUCGACCACAUUCGAUGCUUGUCGACUGUUCCAUUACAUCUUUGAAAGCACUGCUGGACUGAUCAGUGUGCAUUCUAUUCCAUUCUGGAGACAGAACCUUCCCUGGCUGUGCUACGGAGACCAGCCAGGCUUGGCUCCUCAGGUUCUCAGCACUACCCCUCUUCCUACGAAUUUCAGUUUUAAAGGACAAAACCAGCUGAAGUUUGUUGCUGCUUCCUAUGACAUACGAGGAAACUUCAUCAAAUGGCAAACUUUAGAAGGUGGUGUUUUACAGCUGUGUCCAGACACCGAGAGAAGACAAGAUGCCGCAUAUUCCUUUGGAACAACGUACCAGCAAAAUUGUGAAAUCUCCCUCUCUAAACUCUUGGCUGACUUUCCCAGUCCUGUAUUUUAUGAUGUUUACCUGGAAUAUACGGAUGAAGAGCAGCACCAUUACCUUUGGGCUGUCCCAGUGUUAAACCUAAAUCUUCAACAUAAUAAAAUGUUUGUGAACCAAGACAGCAGCUCCAGCAAGUGGCUUCUGACUCGGCGCAUUUUCUUAGUGGAUGCAGUAAGCGGACGAGAAAAUGACCUAGGAAAUCAGCCAAGAGUAAUUCGAGUCGCUACCCAGAUUUCACUGAGCAUACGCCUUGUACCCAACACAAAAAAUGGAAACAUAUACACUCCCUUACUUACCAUUGCCUACAGUGACAUUGACGUCAAAAGUGCUCAUAGCCAGUCUGUGAAGAUUUCCUUCUCAGUGAAAUAUGAGAUGAAUCAAGGAGAUGCAUUUGUUCAGACAGAUAUUGCUUUGGGUGUGCUGGGGGGGCUGGCUGUGUUAUCAUCUCUUUUGAAGACAGCAGGAUGGAAGAGGCGCAUUGGGAGCCCCAUGAUUGAUUUGCAGACAGUUAUGAAAUUCCUGCUGUACUAUGCUGGUGAUCUGGCCAAUGUGUUUUUUAUCAUCACAGUGGGAACAGGUCUUUAUUGGCUUAUUUUCUUCAAAGCACAGAAGUCUGUCUCUGUCUUGCUGCCGAUGCCAGUUCAGGAAGAACGUUUUGUUACUUAUGUGGGGUGUGCCUUUGCUAUGAAGGCUCUGCAAUUUUUGCAUAAGCUCAUAUCCCAGAUUACCAUAGAUAUAUUCUUUAUUGAUUGGGAACGGCCUAAAGGAAAAGUUCUUAAAGCUGUGGAAGGUGAGGGCGGAGUGCGGAGCGCCACUGUUCCUGUGAGCAUAUGGAGAACGUACUUCGUGGCAAAUGAGUGGAAUGAGAUUCAGACUGUGAGAAAAAUUAAUCCACUCUUUCAAGUGCUCACCACGCUCUUCUUCUUGGAGGUUGUGGGAUUCAAAAACCUGGCGUUAAUGGACCCAUCCUCCAGCCUUUCUAGAAACCCAUCAGACUACAUAGCCCCUUACAGCCGCAUUUUGAGGUAUGCUGUGGCCACUGCUAUCUGGCUGGUGAUUGGAAUAAUACAGGUUGUUUUCUUUGCUGCCUUUUAUGAGAGAUUCAUAGAAGACAAAAUCCGGCAGUUUGUUGAUCUGUGCUCCAUGAGUAACGUGUCAGUGUUCCUACUGUCCCACAGAUGUUUUGGAUAUUACAUCCAUGGGAGGUCAGUCCACGGCCAUGCAGAUACUAACAUGGAAGAAAUGAAUAUGAACCUCAAGCGAGAGGCAGAAAAUUUGUGCAGCCAAAGAGGUUUGGUGCCCAACACAGAUGGGCAGACGUUUCAGAUUGCGGUUUCUAGUCAGAUGAGACAGCACUAUGACAGGAUUCAUGAGACUUUGACCAGGAGAAAUGGCCCUGCCAGACUGCUGAGCUCAUCCGGGAGCACCUUUGAACAAAGCAUAAAGGCGUACCACGCCAUGAACAAGUUCCUCGGCUCUUUCAUUGACCACGUUCAUAAGGAAAUGGAUUACUUUAUAAAAGAUAAGCUGCUUCUUGAAAGAAUCCUCGGGAUGGAAUUCAUGGAGCCCAUGGAAAAGAGCAUCUUCUACAACGAUGAAGGCCAUUCUUUCAGCAGUGUGCUGUAUUAUGGGAACGAGGCCACGCUCCUCAUCUUUGAUCUGUUGUUCUUCUGCGUCGUGGACUUGGCUUGCCAGGACUUUGUUUUAGCAUCUUUCCUCACCUACCUGCAACAAGAGAUUUUUCGAUUUAUCCGAAAUACAGUAGGACAAAAGAAUUUGGCAACCAAAACACUAGUGGAUGAAAGAUUUCUGAUCUAAUCUGUGAUUUCAGAACUUAAGGACUCAGUAUAAUGUGGCCGAGCCAUGAUGUUGCUAUAUUUUUUAAAACUUGUAAUGCAUAUUAUUCUUCCAUUUUUUUUAUCUAAAGAAAGAUUUAUUUUUAUAGCUUGUAAAAUAUGAGAUAUAGUAAAAAAUACUAUUUCCCCAUUAUGCGUUGUAUUUAAUUUACUAAAUAAUACAUUAAGAUGACCAGGAGGCAAACAAACAAACAAACAAGCCCCUCCCAGCCCCACCUCACACCCUCUCAGGUCUGGAUGGCAGGCUAAGCCCAGCCUUGCCAUUGUCUCAGAGCAUGGCCAGCCCGCCUUUCUUCGUGGUUUCAAAUCUAUUUGAUUGUAAGCUCAAAACUACUGUUCUGUUCAGUAUGCACACGUUUUAUUUAUAUUUGCGGUUAAAUAAAUUUUAAAAGGUAUUUUCACAUUUACUUAUAAUUUUUGUUUGCAUUAUUGAUGACUAAUAACUCACCCUGUCGGUGGUCUCCAUUAGACACAGCAUGGUGUGGUACAAAUCCAUGUCCUUUAUUGGUUAUUUUAUUUACAUUUCAAAGAAUCCCCCUUCCCAGUUUCCUCUGAGGUCAUUUACAUUUGUUAAACUGGGUGAUAUUUUUCACAACAUAGGAUUUUUUCCACACAUUUUGACAUUUUAAGUGUAUUCCUCCAAAGUGUUGCUUUUCAAUUAUGACUAAAUAUUAAAAAUAAUAGACCAUAAAUAUAUCAUCUUAUAUUGACCAGUUUAUUCAAAGCAAACUUUGGCUUCAUGAGUCAGUAGAUUAUUUUCUACUAAGGAAACAAAAUGGAUUCAAGAUACAUUUAAAGUAAGUACUGAACCAUAUAGUUAAUCAUUUUCUAUUUCCCCCUCAAUAUACUCUUAAGUUAUUCUUUUCAUGGCAUACCAUAUACUUGGAGGGCCCUGGUGCUACAAAAUGAUUGCCAACCAGCAUGUCUAACUGCUUUCUACAACGAUGCUGUGUAACCACUUAAACGCAGUGCUGUGUACAGACUGUAUAUAUUUGUGAACUGAAAAUAUAUAAUAAAAUAGUUUGCAUUUCUA